AUGUCGAAUAGACACUAUUAUCAACAUCACCAUAAAGUUUCUCUGCCUUCCCAUUUCAUCAAUGUCAAUUUCAAGUUCAUUGUUGAUCAAAUAAGGCAAGAGGAUCCUAACAUUCCCAUCGACACUGAGGAUAUUAUACGUGUUAUUGGAAGAGGGAGUUGUCCAAUUUGUUUAACUGAUGAACCAAUUGCACCUAGAAUGAUAGCAUCGUGUGGACAUAUUGUAUGCUUGAAAUGUAUUUUGGCCUUGCUUGAAUCAGCUGCUGAAUCAUCAGCCACGGCAUAUUGUCCAAUUUGUUUGUCAGUCAUUCCAAAACAUAAGCAUAAUUUUAUCCCGGUACUUAUUAAUUAUAUGGAUGAGAAUGUUAAAAUUGGUGAUGAUGUCACUUUGCAACUCAUGUGUAGGCGACUGGAUCAAAUGUUUGCCUUGCCAUAUGACAUUGCAAAGCAGAAUCAUGCUAAAUUUCCUGGUAUGGACAUAUUUCCAUAUCUGAGGGUUUACAAAGGGGAUUUGAAAUAUGCCCUUGAUUUGUAUGAACUGGAGAAGGCUCAGAUACUUCAACAAUAUGAUGAAGAAAAACUUAUCUAUGGUGAUGAUUAUAAAUUAGUGGCAGAAGCACUUUGUUAUAUCGAUAAGGAGAUGGAUAAAUGGAAACAGAAAUUUUCAGUUGAACCAAGUAAUCAUAAUGUUCCAUCUAUGUCACAACAUCAACAGAACUCACAUGAUUUUUACUUUUUCCAAACUGCAUUUAAUAAUAAUACAACUAUAUACACAUUGAAUACGUUUGACAUGAAAGUUCUCAAAUCAAACUACCAUUCUUAUUCCAACCUUCCAACGACCGUAACCGCAAAAAUUGAAUCGAUAAGAUACGACGAAUUGACACCAGAGACAGUUAGAGGUAAGUUCAAAUAUUUGGGUCAUUUACCCGUGGGUACACAAGUUGCAUUUCUAGAAAUAAAAUGGAACAAUAGUCAAUUUAUAAAUCAUGAGACUUGGGAGAUGUUUAAAGAAGAUUUAAUUAAACGAUCCAAGAAAACCAAAAAGAGAUUUAAUAAAGAAGAACGAGAUAGGAAACGAGCCAUGGAUGAAGAAGAAAGAAGAAAUCGAGAUUUUUUUAAACGUGAGAAUAGUAAUGGUGGUGAUGAAGAUGAUGAAGAUGGAGGUCUGAAUUUUGGAAUGGGAAGUUUAAGAAUCGUCGACCUUAGAGAAUUGCCAGCAUUAUCUGAACAACCUUCUAUUGCUGAUACUGAGGGUGAAUUUCAAACUACUAUCUGGGGUACUCGUAUACCAAAGACUCAAAAUGAUCCGGUUGCAAAUGCAGAUAAUGAGUAUGAUUUGGAAACGGCUGAAAUGAUUCGAAAGGCAAAAGAGGAAAUGGCAAAACAAGAACAAGGUGGGAAUAAAAAGAAAAAGAAAAAGAAGUUAGUAUUAUUAUCGUCAUGA
Messenger RNA from Candida tropicalis MYA-3404, 1443 nucleotides. RefSeq lists its product as uncharacterized. The record is from RefSeq and is a predicted model, not a curated record. Gene Ontology annotation, molecular function: transcription cis-regulatory region binding. The transcript has a single exon. Gene Ontology annotation, biological process: positive regulation of transcription by RNA polymerase II. Lineage: Eukaryota; Fungi; Ascomycota; Pichiomycetes; Serinales; Debaryomycetaceae. Bases 1 to 1443 code for a protein of 480 amino acids.